Messenger RNA from Penicillium maclennaniae, 498 nucleotides. RefSeq names its product mediator complex subunit NUT2 (gene nut2). Gene Ontology annotation, biological process: regulation of transcription by RNA polymerase II. Gene Ontology annotation, molecular function: transcription coregulator activity. Gene Ontology annotation, cellular component: mediator complex. The record is from RefSeq and is a predicted model, not a curated record. Bases 1 to 498 code for a protein of 165 amino acids. Lineage: Eukaryota; Fungi; Ascomycota; Eurotiomycetes; Eurotiales; Aspergillaceae. The transcript has 3 exons.
AUGGCCCCAGUAACGCUGAAGAAGGUUGAUGAUGACCUCAAAGAAGUCAUUCAACACCUAUUCGAGAUCCAGUCCGCCGUGCACGGCUAUCUAGGCCCAGAGACACAACAAGAGCUCGUUAGGAAAAUCAAAAAUCUCACACUCGCCCUGACCACCCUCUCCAAAGACACCGACCUCCCACCAGAUCACCAAGCAAACACCACCACCGACCCAUCCAAUCCACCACUGUCAAGCAUCCAACUCCCGCCCGAAAUCAUCGACUAUGUCGAUUCAGCCAGGAAUCCAGACAUCUACACCCGUGAGUUCGUGGAGCUGGUGCAGCGCGGCAAUCAAGACCUAAAGGGGAAGCGUGAGGCCUUCGCCGGGUUCCGGGACGUGCUGGCCCGCGAGAUGCGUAGCGCAAUGCCCGAGUGUCGGGGAGAGGUGGAUCGCAUCGUUGCAGCAUCCGCGUCCGCCUCUGCUGGUGAUCAGCGUGACGGGAUGAGGAAGGCCCAGUGA